This is a messenger RNA of Blastomyces gilchristii SLH14081, 636 nucleotides long. RefSeq lists its product as uncharacterized. The record is from RefSeq and is a predicted model, not a curated record. The transcript has 5 exons. The coding region runs from base 1 to 636 and encodes 211 amino acids. Lineage: Eukaryota; Fungi; Ascomycota; Eurotiomycetes; Onygenales; Ajellomycetaceae.
AUGGCCGCAAUGUUCCAGGAGGCCGUAGUUUCCACAGUUUUGCACAUUCAACAUCUCUGUGCUGAUAAACCACGGGUUGGAGCGUCUCAGAUGGACCUGGACUUAAAUCUUCGGAUUCAAAGCCCGUCAAGUUCAGUUUGUCAAAUCGGUCGUCUUCGAGUUUCACUCACUACGCAGUGCGCAUCCCGUCACAGGCAGAGUGAGAACUACCAGCCCAGAGAAAGGGUAUUUAUAUCUUCUGCGCUAUUUUUGGUGAGAUCCGACAACCGAGCUGACUCCUAUGAGAAGGAUCACUACUCCGUAACGGUGUGGGCUAUCCUACCAAUGCGUUAUUACAUCGAGCACAGUUUUGGACAACUGCCUGGGAUUGAUAGUGCGCCUCUCGUGCUCUACCAGACUACCUAUGCAUAUAGUGGGACGAGCGGGAAGAGCAAGCCCCGAGAAUCCCAGCCCACUUAUGUCCGGAGCACUACCAACAGUUUACCAUGUCAGGGCGGACCUCCGGCGUUUUCGGAAUGGGAUCUCCCUAUCCAGACUAGAGUGUUCCAGGACGAGAUAUGGCCUUUUCCGGGACCGACUUUGUUCAACUUCAACGCUGGCGGCUUUAUGCACGCAUUGAUUGCCUGGCUCUUAUGA